AUGUCUGGAAACCUAUGCUCACUAGAAGCUCUUUCCUCUUCCUUCCAAGUCCAUAGCAAGCCAAGGGAAACAUCCCCUCUAGAAUACAAGGCCACCAAGCCCCAUGCAAACCACCUAAAAUUUCAGAAAUUCAAUUCCCUUGCUCAGUCAGCAAGGGAGCUUUCAAACAAAGCAAUUUUUUUCCACUUUGAGAAGACACUUUUGAAGUCACCUUCCCUGUUUCCUUACUUCAUGCUUGUGGCCUUUGAAGCUGGUGGGCUUUUGAGGGCUCUAAUUUUGAAGGAAAAAAUGAGAGUUGGGACAGCUGUGCUGCCCAAGUUCUUUUUGGAGGAUGUUGGGUGUGAAGGGUUUGAUGUGGUGAUGAGAUGUGGGAAAAAAGUUGGAUUUAGUGACUUGCCUAGAGUCAUGGUGAAGGAUUUUUGA
Molecule: messenger RNA, 423 nt
Organism: Prunus armeniaca (apricot)
Lineage: Eukaryota; Viridiplantae; Streptophyta; Magnoliopsida; Rosales; Rosaceae
Source: the annotation of a GenBank genome assembly